UGUGCUGCCCACCCGCCCGAACUCAUGACGUGCUCGCCCGGCCUCGUGGUACCCCUGCUGGGUCUGGGCCUGGGGCUGGCCCUGAGCCUAGCCGGAGCUGUGGCCGCCGACUGUGGGUCCUUCGCUCCCGCGGAGCAUCUGGUAUUCACUCCCGCAGCCAGGACGCGAUGGUUGGUCCCUCGUGUCCGCGCGCCGGGGCCCCUGGACUCCCUCUAUGGCACCGUGAGGCGAUUCCUCUCCGUAGUUCAGCUCAACCCCUUCCCGUCGGAGUUGAUAAAGGCCCUGCUGAAUGAUCCAUCUUCUGCAAAGACGGAUGAGGUGGUUCGGUAUGAGGCAGGCUACGUGGUGUGUGCUGUGAUUGCUGGCCUCUACCUCCUAUUGGUGCCCGCUACUGGGCUCUGCUUCUGCUGUUGCCGUUGCCGCCGGCGCUGUGGGGGCCGAGUGAAGACGGAGCACAAGGCCAUGGCCUGUGAACGCGGCACUCUCAUGUCCUUUCUGCUGCUGACCACCCUCGUGCUUCUGAUUGGUAUGGUCUGUGCUUUUGCUACGAACCAGUACACACAUAGUCAGACAGGCCCCAGUGUGGAAGCUGUCCCUGAGACCCUGCUCAGCCUAAGAGGCCUGGUGUCUGAUGUGCCUGGAGAGCUUCAGGCUGUGGCUGAGCGGUUCUCUGUGCCCCAGGAGCAAGUCUCAAAGGAGCUGGAUGGUGUCGGUGAGAAUCUUGGGAACAUAAUUCACAACCAGCUCAAGAGCACAGUGUACCCGGUGCUAGCCUCAGUGCACAGCCUGGGCCAGGCCCUGCAGGUUUCCACAAACCACCUUCGAGCCCUGAACACCACCUCCGUGGAGCUGCAGGAGGCGCAGCAGCACCUGGAACCACCUGUGCGGGCACACCGGGAGCGCCUGCUCACCUUGCUUCAGGAGAGCUGGUGCCGCGGGACCUGCAAGGGGGCCCUAAGCCAGGCCAGUGCCCUGCAGCUGGGUGCUGACUUCAGCCAGGUGCCCCCUGUGGAUGAUGUCCUGCAUCGGCUGAAGAAUGUCCCAGAGGCCAACUUCUCCAGCAUGGUCCAGGAGGAGAAUACCACCUUCAAUAGCCUCCCGCUCCUGGUUGCAGUGCAGACGGUCAGUGUGGUCCAAGAUCUGAAAAAGGCGCUGGCUGAGCAGCCUGAAGGUGUGAGGAUGCUGGCCCAAGGGUUCCCAGGUUCAGAGGCAGCUUCCCGCUGGAGCCAGGCGCUGGAGGGGCUGGAACAGCGCAGCCGCCCCUACUUACAGGAGGUGCAACAAUACGAGAAAUACAGGUGGAUUUUGGGAUGUGUGUUGUGCUCUGCCAUACUGCUUGUGGUGAUCUGUAACCUGCUCGGCCUCAGCCUAGGCAUCUGGGGGUUGUUUGCCAGGGAGGACCCCAGCCACUCCGAAGCCAGAGGCGAGGCUGGAGCCCGCUUCCUCAUGGCAGGUGUGGCCUUCAGCUUCCUCUUUGCAGCCCCCCUCAUCGUCCUCGUCUUUGCCACUUUCCUGGUGGGUGGCAACGUGCAGACGCUGGUGUGCCGGAGCUGGAAAAGCGGAGAGCUGUACGAGUUUGUAGACACCCCGGGGAACUUGCCUGCAUCCAUGAACCUGUCCUACCUUCUUGGCCUGCGGAAGAACAUCAGCGUCCUCCAGGCCUAUCAACAAUGUAAGACAGGGGCAGUACUCUGGAAGGUUCUACAGCUCAAUGACUCCUAUGACCUGGAUAAGCACCUGGAUAUCAAACAGUACACCCAAAAGUUCCAGGAGGAGCUUCAGAACUUCAAAGUGGAUGUGAAGAAUCUAGACCUGUUGAGUCCCGCUGCUCGCCGAGACCUGGAAGCUUUGCAAGGUAGCAGGCUGGAGAAAAUCCACUAUGGAAACUUCUUGGUACAGAUCCAGAAGCCUGUAGUGGAGACUGACAUGGAGCAGCUGGCGCGGGAGCUGGAAGGACUGGCCCAGGCUCAAAAUGACUCUGUACUGAAGCAGCAACUACAGGAGGAAGCCAGAGAACUCCGAAGCCUCUACCAGGAGAAGGUCGUCCCCCAGCAGAGCCUUGUGGCCAAGCUCAAUCUCAGUGUCAGGGCCCUGGAGUCCUCUGCCCCAGAUCUGCAGGUAGAUACCGCAAAUGUUCUUGGUAAUGUCACUCGUCUGAAAGGAGAGCUGCCUGCCCUGACCAGCCACAUUGUGAGGAAUGCCUCUGAGUGUUUCCUGACCAGGGAAAUGGGCUACUUCUCUCAGUAUGUGGCCUGGGUGAGAGAAGAGGUGACACAACACAUCGCCACCUGCCAGCCCCUCUCUGCAGCCCUGGACAAUGGCCAUGUGAUUCUAUGUGACAUGAUGGCCGACCCCUGGAACGCCUUCUGGUUCUGCCUGGGGUGGUGCACCUUCUUCCUCAUCCCCAGCAUCAUCUUCGCCGUCAAGACCUCCAAAUACUUCCGUCCCAUCCGGAAACGCCUCAGCUCCACCAGCUCCGAGGAGACACAGCUUUUCCAUAUCCCCAGGGUCACUUCCCUGAAGCUAUAGGACCCACUGUUUCUAACAGGCAAGGUGAUCCCUGGGGACUUCCUGUCCUUCUUUUGUCUCACCCUGGACCAGAAGAAUUGUCAUCCCCUUCCCAGAGUGCAGGCUGGCCUCUGGUGCUGGCCUGUCCCCUCUCCUUCUCCAGCUUCCCUGGUCCCACCUUUAUACUCCUCCCCUCAUGACCCAAAUCAUACUCAGCCCUUACUGAACUAUAGAGCCAACAGGUUCUUCUGGGUACCUAGCACUUGUCCUCCUUGCUGUGGUAUCCCAGCAACAGGGAGGGCCUCUUCUCCACCCAUGGGAGCUCCUUCUCCGGUCUUUAGGUGGACUCAGGUCCUUCCAUCUACCCCAUCUUUCUCCCUGCUUCCUGUCCAAGUCCCUUUCCCCU
Molecule: messenger RNA, 2914 nt
Organism: Microtus oregoni (creeping vole)
Lineage: Eukaryota; Metazoa; Chordata; Mammalia; Rodentia; Cricetidae
Product: prominin-2
Exons: 24
Coding region: 25-2529 (834 amino acids)
Cellular component (GO): cilium; prominosome; cell surface
Molecular function (GO): cholesterol binding
Source: RefSeq, a predicted model, not a curated record